Xiphias gladius (swordfish) is the source of this 2356-nucleotide messenger RNA. Its product is annotated as double-stranded RNA-specific editase 1-like. Gene Ontology annotation, molecular function: tRNA-specific adenosine deaminase activity; double-stranded RNA adenosine deaminase activity; double-stranded RNA binding. The transcript has 10 exons. The record is from RefSeq and is a predicted model, not a curated record. Bases 24 to 2288 code for a protein of 754 amino acids. Lineage: Eukaryota; Metazoa; Chordata; Actinopteri; Istiophoriformes; Xiphiidae. Gene Ontology annotation, cellular component: nucleolus; cytoplasm. Gene Ontology annotation, biological process: RNA processing; adenosine to inosine editing.
CAGGGUAGCAUAGUGGAUGAGCCAUGGCUCUGCUGCUGGACAGUUCCCACACCACAGCAGCCUACUAUUGCCUGAUCCGCCGCAGGUUUAGGAGGAGGCGAAAGAAACGCUCUGAGCGCAAAGGUCGAGUAGGAGCCCGGCCACCUCGAAACCAACAGAGGCUGCUCACCACAGAGGAGGGGGGAGCAGAGAGCAUGAGUUCAUGCAGCACAGAUGUUAAGGAAAAUCGGAACUUGGACAACCUCUUCUCCAAAGAGGGUGUUGCAGCUGAGGCUGCUCAACUCCCCAAUGGGAGUGGUGUGGGUGGGAGGAAACGUCCCUUAGAGGAGGGCAAUAAUGGGCAUACACAUUCCAAGUACAGGCCAAAGAAACGUAAGAAAGUCCCUGGUCCCAUUCUGCCUAAGAAUGCCCUCAUGCAGCUGAAUGAGAUCAAGCCAGGGCUGCAGUACAACCUGCUCUCUCAGACGGGUCCAGUCCAUGCCCCUGUCUUUGUCAUGACUGUGGAGGUCAACGGGCAGCUCUUCGAGGGUUCAGGUCCUACCAAGAAGAAAGCCAAGCUGAAUGCAGCAGAGAAGGCCCUGUGCUCCUUUGUCCAGUUUCCUAACACAUCUGAAGCCCACAUGGCCAUGGACCGGACUCUGUCUUUUCACACAGACUUCACCUCAGACCAGGCUGACUUUCCGGACAUGCUCUUUAACGCGUUUGAGACAUCCACCCCUGUAGAUGACUCCUUUUACCUUGCUUCCAACAGUAACAGUUCCUUCAGCUCAAUGGGAAUAGAGUACCCAUUGCUACCCUUCCCUGUCCCAAACCUGGUCCAGGCUCCAAAACAUUCUGCCCCCUCAACCUUCAUCUCCUCUACAAGCAGCAAGAACCCUCUGAUGAUCCUGAACGAGUUGCGGCCGGGUCUCAAGUAUGACUUUGUGUCGGAGAGUGGGGAAAGCCAUGCCAAGAACUUUGUCAUGUCAGUGACAGUGGACGCUCAGAAUUUUCAGGGUUCUGGGCGGAACAAGAAGCUGGCCAAGGCCCGGGCUGCCCAAGCUGCUCUGUCUGCUCUGUUUAACAUGCAGCUGGAUCAGGGUCCAUCACGGAAACCUAUACCAAGAGAGGGACUGCAGCUUCACCUGCCACAGGUCCUGGCAGAUGCUGUCUCUCGUCUGGUCAUUGACAAGUUCAGCGAACUGACCGACAACUUCGCAUCUCCACAUGCUCGGCGGAAAGUUUUGGCAGGUGUCGUCAUGACGACAGGUGCAGAUGUGAAGGAGGCUCAGGUCAUCUGUGUGUCCACGGGAACUAAGUGUAUUAAUGGUGAAUACAUGAGCGACAGAGGUUUGGCCCUCAACGACUGCCAUGCUGAGAUUGUAGCUCGAAGGUCACUCAUCAGGUACCUUUACUCCCAGAUGGAACAUUUCCUCAGUAAUAUUGAAGAGGAGCACCAGAAAUCCAUCUUAACCAGGUGUGACAACAGACAAGGCUUCAGAGUGAAGGAAAAUGUCCAGUUCCACCUGUACAUCAGCACCUCCCCCUGUGGAGAUGCCCGCAUCUUCUCUCCUCAUGAAGCUGGAGUGGAGGAUCAGGGAGACAGACACCCGAACAGAAAGGCCCGUGGGCAGCUCCGCACUAAAAUUGAGUCUGGUGAAGGAACCAUCCCAGUACGCUCCAGUAACACCAUUCAGACAUGGGACGGGGUACUUCAGGGUGAGAGGCUUCUCACCAUGUCCUGCAGUGACAAGAUUGCCAGGUGGAAUGUGGUUGGUUUCCAAGGUUCUCUGAUGAGCUACUUCACAGAGCCAAUCUACUUCUCCAGCAUCAUCCUGGGCAGCCUGUACCAUGCCGACCACCUCUCCAGAGCCAUGUACCAGAGGAUUACUGAGAUUGAGGACCUGCCACAGCCUUUCAGCUUGAACAGACCACUGCUCAGCGGAAUAAGUAACGCUGAGGCUCGUCAGCCAGGAAAAGCACCAAACUUCAGUGUGAAUUGGACAGUGGGAGAUCAAGGGCUGGAGGUGAUCAACGCCACCACAGGGAAAGAUGACCUGGGUCGACCCUCCAGACUCUGUAAACACGCCUUCUACAGACGCUGGAUGCGUUUGUACUGCAAGCUCUCCUCCACCCUGCGGAUAAAAACAGUAAGGCCCAGCGGCUACCAUGAGGCCAAGCAGGCAGCAGUGGCGUACCACUCCGCCAAGCAGACCCUCUUCAGAGCCUUCCACAAAGCUGGACUAGGUGCCUGGGUGAAGAAACCGAUAGAGCAGGACCAGUUUGCUCACUCCCACCUGAGCACCUGAGUUAGUGCUGGCCUGUUGGUGGUGAGGGAUACUGUUGGCUUUACUUUCUGACACAGUUUCAGUCAGUU